This is a messenger RNA of Hypoxylon trugodes, 1513 nucleotides long. Its product is annotated as argininosuccinate synthase. The record is from RefSeq and is a predicted model, not a curated record. NCBI's taxonomy places the organism in Eukaryota, Fungi, Ascomycota, Sordariomycetes, Xylariales, Hypoxylaceae. Gene Ontology annotation, molecular function: argininosuccinate synthase activity; ATP binding. Gene Ontology annotation, cellular component: cytoplasm. Bases 123 to 1358 code for a protein of 411 amino acids. The transcript has 17 exons. Gene Ontology annotation, biological process: L-arginine biosynthetic process; urea cycle.
CAAGUGUGCCUCACGAGCCUAAUCGUAAACUCUAAAGCUAAUUUAUUUCCUCGGACAGCAAUUUGAGGUUUUUUAGCAACUCGUGAUCUUUAAUAUUUUCAUACAUCUUCUCAAUCGUCAAUAUGUCUAAAGGUCGCGUUUGUCUUGCCUAUUCUGGCGGGCUUGAUACCUCCACCAUUCUCAAGUGGCUCUUAAAUGAGGGAUACCAAGUCGUCUGCUUCCUCGCCAAUGUGGGCCAGGAAGAGGACUUCGCCGCUGUCGAGAAGAAGGCCUUAGCUUUGGGUGCCGAGGCUUUCGUCUGCGAGGACCUUCAGCGUGAAUUGGUCGAAGAGAUCGUAUUCAAGGCGAUUGCGUGCAAUGCUAUCUUCGAGGACCGAUACCUUCUCGGAACUGCUCUAGCCCGUCCCAUUAUUGCCAGAAGCCAGGUCCGUGCCGCCGAAAAAUACAAGUGCGACUUUGUCAGCCAUGGAUGUACUGGAAAGGGCAACGAUCAAGUUCGAUUUGAACUCGCAUUCUUGACGUUGAACCCCAACCUCAAGAUCAUCACUCCCUGGAGAAUGCCAGAAUUCAUCCAGCGAUUCCAGGGCCGUAACGACCUUCUCAAGUUCGCUGCCGAGAACAACAUUCCGGUUUCAUCUACCCCUAAGGCUCCUUGGAGUAUGGACGACUGCUCAUAUGAAGCAGGUGUUCUAGAAGACCCUGACCACACACCUCCUAAAGAACUAUGGACCCGAACGGUUGACCCUCUUGAUGCUCCCAAUGAGCCCCAAGAGUUCACUGUUCACUUCGAGAAAGGUGUUCCCGUCAAGGUUGUCACAGCCAGUGAGCAGGCUACCGACUCAGUUGAGCUCUUCAAGCUUCUAAACAAGAUUGGCCAUGACCACGGUGUCGGCCGUAUCGACGUGAGAUUCAUCGGACUAAAGAGCCGAGUUGCUAACUUUUUCUACAGCACACCGGGGCUAACCAUCGCCCGCCUUGCACACUUGGACUUGGAAGGCCUAGUGAUGGACUCUAAGGUCCGUGAGCUCCGUGAUCAGUUCGUCACUCUCAGCUGGUCUCGACAGCUGUACAACGGCAUGUAUUUCAGCCCAGAGCGCGAGUUUGUCGAAAACUCGAUCGACUUCUCGCAGCGUAACGUAUCCGGUGUAGUGAGGAUGGCUGCUUACCGGGGCAAUGCUUACGUACUUGGACGUUCCAGCGACUCGUCCAACUUGUACUCCGAGCAAGAUGCUUCCAUGGAUUCCCUCGAGGGCUUCUCGCCCAUGGACACGAGCGGUUUCAUCGCCAUUCAGGCCAUCCGACUAAAGAAGUACGGACUACAGAAGAUUAAGGAUGGUGAGCCGCUGAGUAAGUCCUAGAUCGGACGAUACUACCCACGCUGCUCUAAGACAGGCAAUAGACUAGAAUGCAGGUGCCGGGGAGGAAUUUGACCAACGAAAUUAUAGGGCUACGAAUGCUCUUAUUUGCGAUGUAUUCUAUGGGGCAAUUAAAAUAAUAAAAAGUAUUUACGGAA